Messenger RNA from Drosophila ananassae, 2879 nucleotides. It is a transcript of the gene bs, whose product is annotated as serum response factor homolog. The record is from RefSeq and is a predicted model, not a curated record. Gene Ontology annotation, biological process: positive regulation of transcription by RNA polymerase II. The transcript is spliced from 4 exons. NCBI's taxonomy places the organism in Eukaryota, Metazoa, Arthropoda, Insecta, Diptera, Drosophilidae. Gene Ontology annotation, molecular function: RNA polymerase II cis-regulatory region sequence-specific DNA binding; DNA-binding transcription factor activity, RNA polymerase II-specific; protein dimerization activity. The coding region runs from base 968 to 2389 and encodes 473 amino acids.
AUUUUUUAUUUGCACGCCAUCUGAAGCACAACGCCAUCAUUCGAUCGCAAGUUUAGCUCUCGACCGUUCGCCGCCUCGAUCCGAUACUCGUAUUUGGAAUGAACAACAAUAAAAUCGCCACAAAUAAAGUAAACGGUCCAAACAAGUGCCAGAGUGACAAAUAAGUCGCCUAAAUGCAGCCGCCACAGAUGAAUCAAAUAAUUUUUGUCAAUAACUAAGCGAAACAAGCGAUAACCGUUAAGCCCAAAACUAAAAAAGGCCUGAACACCUGAAUCAAAAAUUGAAAAUCUAAAAUCGAAAACUUACAAAGGCGUAUCAAGAAAAAAACUCUACAACUCUAAAACCAUAUAAUCCAAAGGAGCAAAUAAAAAAAGAAUCAUCAAAUAACAGCGCACAACACACAACAGGAUUAAGAACUCCAAAAAGGACUUAAGCUUUCAAGGAAACAUUUAAAUUUGGCGCCCAACCGCUGAGCUUUUGCAACACUUUCUGAACUUUUUUGCUGCAUCCCUGGUAACGGGCUGUCAGCUGUCAAUUUUGCCCCAAGUGGCUGUGUGUUUGUGUUUGUGUGUGCGUGCGUGUUGCAAAAUCGCGGCGUUGCAGCCAAAAAAUUCGCGUUUCGCCCUCCGAAAUUGUUAAUAAUUUUGAUAAAGCGGGCCAAAAAGACUGCAUAGGGUAGCCUGCAACGGCGGCAGCAGCCCCCAGGCGAACGGCAAACAGGCAAACGCAGCAGCGGCGCAGCUAAGCGGCCAGCAAAUCGACAGAAUAGUAUCGCGUUGUGUGCGCGCGGUGUGUGUUUUGUGUGUUAUUUUUGGAAUUAAGAAUCAAAUACGGGCGCUAGGCGGCUGGCAAAGUGUGCCGCGGCCGGAUUUCUGAUUUCGGAUUGCUAGGCAAGGUAGACGCAAUAAUAGACGCGCGCGGUGCCUUGGAUUUCUACGGCUCCACGGUGGAGAACUUUUACCUCAGAAUGGAUCCGACGCGGGGCGACUCGCGCUACAACCUCAACUACUCGAUGAGUAGUAUAGGUCUCAGUCUCGCCGACCAGGCGGACAUGUACGGCAAUCCGGCGGUGGCCGCCCUGGGUGCCCGUCCGCCCUCCGGCGGCCUCCUCCAGAACAUGGGCGGCCCGUCGAUGCAGCGACCGAAUCCCGGUGCCGGUGGUCCACCCACUGGCCAGUGUCAGACCCUGGGCAACAGUCAGACCUCCCACCACAGCCCCCAGCAUGCCUCCCAGCAGCAGCAACAACAACAGCAGCAGCAACACCAACAACAGCAGCAACAGCAACAGCGGGGUCUGAAGCGAUCGGGAAGCGACUGCUAUGAGGAUCAUCAUCGGUCCGCCGGAGGUGGACUCACGCUCCAGGGCCUGGACAACUGCGGCGCCGCCGGGAGCGUCACCAGUGCCGGCGUGGACGACAACGUCGAUGGCUACAACCCGCUGCCGAACAAAAAAUCUCCGCCCGCCAACGGCAAGAAGACAAAGGGACGUGUCAAAAUCAAAAUGGAAUAUAUCGACAACAAGCUGCGUCGCUACACGACCUUCUCCAAGCGCAAAACUGGCAUCAUGAAGAAGGCCUACGAGCUGUCCACUCUGACCGGAACGCAGGUGAUGCUACUGGUGGCCAGCGAAACGGGCCACGUCUACACAUUUGCCACGCGGAAGCUCCAGCCGAUGAUCACCUCGGAGGCGGGCAAGCAGCUCAUCCAGACCUGCCUCAAUUCGCCGGAUCCGCCGAGCGUCGGUGGCGGCGACCAACGGAUGUCGGCCACGGGCUUCGAGGAGACGGAGCUCAGCUACAACAUCGCCGACGAGGACUCCAAAGAUGAGCGAUCGCCGACAUCGUCGGGCAACGAAUCGGAUGACUCCUCCGACGUGGAGAUGCCGGGUGCCGAGGUAAUCGAGGUGGCCAGCAGCAAGGCGGUGGCCACGGUGGCCAGCAAAACAGAGGUUGCUCCUGCCCCGCCAGCCGCAGCGGGAAGUUCCGGGGCAACGGCAACCACCUCAGCCACGGGAGCGGGCUCCAAGCCCAUGCCAGCGUUGAACUAUCAGACUGAGAACGGACCUUCGACGUCCACAGGAGCGGCAGCGGGAGCAUCAGGAGGAGGUGCCUCGGCGGACAGCAAGUAUGUCUAUCCAGCCGCCUCGUUUGCCAACAUACCGCCCAAAAUGUUGAGGCAACUGAUACGGACCGGACACUUGCAACUGCACGCUGAGGAAGAUGGCAACCAAUAUGUGACCAUACCCCUCAGCUCCACAGCUGCCAACCUAAUCAAAAGUAAUAAGCUAACAACCUCCAGCGGAACAGCAACAGGAUCAGGGACAUCGACUGCCAGCAAAACGGAUCCAAGUGCCGAACAACCUUUGACCAUUAAACAGGAAUAUGAUUAGCAACCGAAGCUACACACUGCUUAUCCCGAACCGGAAACUGAAAACUGCGUUUAUCCACAGGCCCAAGCUUACAAUCCUCAUGGAACCUUCAGCAGGAGAUGCCCAUCACACACACUCUCUAUUAAAGUCUAUCCAAAGUCUAUUUCAUGUCAUCAUCCAAUGGUGACCUCGAUCGCCUGCUAAGUCUAAGUCAUACUAUAUCUACUAUAUCGUAUACAUAUACUAUUUUUAUACCUAAAGUGAAUGAAAAUGAAAGAAAAAAAGCGCCCUAGUUGGGUUCAUAUAUCUACGUACGUAAGUUUUAAAGAGUUUUGCAGGUUAAAAUGGCAUUAAACUUGUAUGAUGAAACUGAAUUAUGAUCGGAAAGUGAGGAUGAUAUGGAUGUUCCUAAACCGCAGAGAUCAUGUUGCUUUGUUACUAGUUUAUAUUGUUUUAUUAUACAAUACAAUGGAUACAUAUAUAAACCACUUUUUUUGCAUAAAAAUCAAUA